AUCACCAUGUUUCCUGCCAAGGACAAAAAACCAACCUUCCCAAAUUAGGCCACCACCAUUUUUCUCAAAGCUUAAUAGCAUUUUUUUCAUUCAACCUCCUCCUUUUCUUUUCCCUAACUUUCUCUCAUUCAAUGCAAAGGUCUGAUCUGAGGCUGGAACUUCAGAUUCUCCGGCCACCAUCUAGUGUAUUGCUUUGCAUUCUCAAUGUCGUUCAAUUCCACUUCCAACGUCCUCCCACCGUCACCCAGUGUGUCAUGACAAAUAUCCUUAACACGGUGAAUAUGCACCAGAGCCCCUCCGGUGCUUUGGUUGGGACCACCGCAACAUCCAUGAAUCCUGGCCUUGAUCCUGUACUAGUACAAUCCUUUCCCACGUUCAAAUACUCUACCGUCAAAGAUUUUUACCGGGAAAAGUAUGGCCUAGAAUGCUCAAUAUGCUUGGUAGAGUUUGGGGAUGAUGAUAUGCUCCGCCUUUUGACGACUUGUUACCAUGUUUUCCACCAAGAAUGCAUUGAUCUUUGGCUUGAAUCACACAAAACAUGUCCAGUUUGUCGCAAGGAUCUUGAAUUGUCCGAAAAGUUACUGGAAAAAUCUCCAAUGCUGGUCCAUAGCCAUUCCAUGCAUGAACUUGGGGAAAGUAUUGCCUCACCUCAGGAUGCAAUCAGCAUUGAGGUUAAAGAAGAUAACGGUGAUCAAGAAGGCAGAGGGGAAGGCGGUGCACCACAAGCCUCUUCCGAUGCAAGAGAACAGAAGGAAAGACGCGAAAAGCUUGAAAGAUUUUCAAGGUCUCAUUCAACAGGGCAUUCAAUACAUAAUAAUGUAGAAGAGGAUAGAUAUACAUUGAGAUUGCUAGAGAAUGUCGUCCAACUUAAAUUCAUUAAAGGACAACACUCUGCGGUAAGUUGUGUAACAUUUGGAGAAUUCUCAAGCCCUAUCGCCUCCAGGAAUGGAGGUUUUGGUGAUGGGGCAGAGUGCUCCAGAGGAAACAUCAAUAGAGUAUGAGUAUGAUCAAUCUCCUUUUUCAUCAUCCCUGUUCCCCUUCCCCCGAUCUCUUCUCAUAGAAUAGGCACUUGUUUUUUGAGAUUCUAUUAGUAAAAAGAAAAGUCAGAUGAAUAAGUAAAAGAAAUGUGUAGAAGCACUAUUUAGAAAAUAAUAGCAAUAACAGAUUUCAGAAUUGAAAAUAUUCAUGUUUCAUAGAAUGGGUUAUUUUUUUUUUUCCUUGACAGAGCUUAUUUUCUUGUUGCAAAUUAGAACAGCCAUGGUAUAACCAUAUGAGCAUAUAAUGCAGAGAUACAGAACAUAUUUUUCUUCCUCUUUCUCACUCAUCUAUAUCUGUCUGAUCAUCUUCAUUGUCUCUAAUGAAACUGUUUGCCUUUUUCUGUUCUUUUUGCCUGCAAUUGGCUGCACAGAUUACAUGAGAGGAAGAAAAAGAUAUCAUGACC
Rubroshorea leprosula is the source of this 1441-nucleotide messenger RNA. Lineage: Eukaryota; Viridiplantae; Streptophyta; Magnoliopsida; Malvales; Dipterocarpaceae. The record is from the annotation of a GenBank genome assembly.